Molecule: messenger RNA, 936 nt
Organism: Seminavis robusta
Lineage: Eukaryota; Bacillariophyta; Bacillariophyceae; Naviculales; Naviculaceae
Source: the annotation of a GenBank genome assembly
CCCGCACUCGCCAUCCUUUUCGCAACCAUCUCUCAGCAAGCUUCAUUUUGACGUCCAAAUUGGCUACUCAACAGUUUGCUCUCAUAAAAAGUUUAUCGGAAGAAGCUCAACAGCAACUACUCUUCUCUCCAAGCUCGUUAGAUAGCCCCCCCUGUCGACUAACACCCUCUUCGAUCUAUCUAUCUACCGUAUCCAACCAAAAAAAUCAUCAUCACCAUGAAGGUUGCUACUUUUUUCUUGACCAUGCUCUUUGCUCCUGUCGUCGUCUCGGGAGCCAACGAAUGUCCCACCUUCACCCUCGACAUUGUCGAUGGAGCUACCUGCAAGGAUGCGCGUGACUUGGAGCUAUCUCUGGAACCAACCUACGCCGCCGUUGGAAAGUUCAUUGACAACGCUGGUAGCGACGACAACACGAAGAACAACGACUACAAGAUCACCGACAUUGCCGUCAACGUGGAUGACACCAAGUUGGCUGCUUCCAGCAACCGUGGCACCUUUAACGUCGCCGCCGGUGGUGAAUCCUCUGGCAAGAGUAUUAUUCAUGGUGGGCAUCGCGCUCUCCAAUUCUUUGAAUGCCCCGAUCCAAGACAAGACUGUAGUGCUGCUUGGUGCUGCAUUUUCUGCUUGAACUCGAAUUGCGGCCGCCGCGAACUUCGCGGCAACAACAAGCCCGACGUCUGCGCCUGGCUUUCGACGCAGCCCCAAGCCUUUCAUGGUUGUCUUGCCGAUGCGACGAUCGACUGCACCAUGGUGGAGUAGACAGGAUCUAUCGUAUAGCCCCCUUUACAAGUUAAAAAAGAUUGCGGAAACUACCAUUAUCGCUCAACACGCACCUGAACCUCUUCCACAAAGCAUACUAUUCUGACAACGCACACAACGGCAUGGCAAGGAUAGGCAACUAAUCAAAACUUUAGUAAUACGUGGUCCUUGUCAUCA